AUAUAAGGAGCUCCGGGUUCAAGGAAUCUCCGGCUUUUCUUGAGACUCAGCGGGGGGAGCACGCAGGAGCGGCCGCAGCUCCGGGACCCGCAUCGAGCGGCCGGGGCACAAUCGGGCGUCCUCUUGGAAUUCCUCUCUCUCCCUUCCGAAGUGGCCAGACAGGCGGAUCCCGAGCGCGCUGGCCAGCAGUUGAUGACCAGCCACAGUGUCUCUGCUGUGUGCUGUUGCCAUCUGUGGCGCUGCUGGUAUAUUCAGAGGGAAGAUGGCAUUCUGGACACAGCUGAGCCUGCUGCUAUGGAAGAAUUUCACCUUUCGGAGGAGGCAAACGUUGCAGCUGGUGGUUGAAAUUAUGUGGCCUUUGUUUAUCUUCUUUAUUCUGAUCUCCAUACGGCUGUUUUAUCCACCCUAUGAACAACAUGAAUGUCACUUUCCCAACAAGGCCAUGCCUUCUGCUGGAACAUUGCCCUGGGUCCAAGGGAUCAUCUGUAAUGCCAACAAUCCUUGCUUCCGCUACCCAACACCUGGGGAAUCGCCAGGCAUUGUCGGAAAUUUUAACAAAUCUAUUGUGUCCCGGUUGUUCUCCGAUGGCAAGCGUUUGCUGUUAUAUAGCCAGAAAGAUACCACUAUCAAGGAUGCACGAAAAGUCAUGGCAAAACUGCAGAAAGCUGGGAAGUCCAUUUCAGAUGUGAAAGUUCGGGAUCUCUUGAUUGCCAACGAGACAUUUUCUGACUUCCUCCUUCGCAAUAUUUCCCUACCACAGUUUGUUGUAAAUGAAAUCUUGAACGCUGAAGUCAACCUCCAACAGGUCAUUACAUCUGGCUACCAAAUGAAUGUGAAAGACCUUUGCAAUUCGACAAGGCUAUCAGAGUUCAUCACCAUCCGAAACCCAGUGUAUAAUCUAAUUGCAAAAACCUUGAUGUGCUCCAUGCCUAAGGAAAAACUUAAUUCUGCAGGGAGAGUGUUUCAGAAUAAUAUAGAUAUCCUGAAGCCUAUUAUGAAAGGAAUCACCUCCAAUGCAACUUUGCAGAAUAUUAAAGAAACUGUGGAGACUUUGAAAGAGAGCCUCGAAAAGCUGCUUAGAGAGCUGGUGAGCAUGAAAAGCUGGCGUGACAUGAGGCAGGAAGUGAUGUUCCUGAGUAAUGUGAAUUCCAGUGAUUCUUCUACCGAAAUUUAUCAAGCGGUGUCCCGGAUUGUUUGUGGCCAUCCUGAGGGGGGCGGUUUACAGAUCAAGUCUCUCAACUGGUAUGAAGACAACAAUUACAAAGCUUUCUUUGGAAGCAACAGCACUGAAGAAGUAACAGAUGAUUUCUAUGAUAACUCUACAACUCCCUACUGCAAUAACCUGAUGAAGAAACUGGAAUCUAGCCCACUUUCCAGGAUUAUAUGGAAAGCUCUGAAGCCUUUGCUUGUUGGCAAGAUCUUGUACACCCCUGACACACUGGCAACAAAAGCGAUCAUGUCUGAGGUGAACAAGACAUUCCAGGAGCUAGGUGUCCUCCAUGAUUUUGGAAAGAUGUGGGAAGAGAUAAGACCCAAGUUAAGAACUUUCAUGGAGAAAAGCCAGGAAAUGGAUCUGGUCCGGGCAUUACUGAAGAACAAGCUGCUUUGGAACCACCACUUGCCAGGUUCAACCUGGACCUUUAAGGACGUGGCCUUGUUCUUAACAAAGUACCCAGAGGAUGUUCACACAGAGAAUGGUUCUAGCUACACCUGGAGAGAUGCUUUCAAUGAAACCGAUCAAGCUAUUUUGACUAUUUCCCGCUUUAUGGAAUGUGUCAAUUUGGACAAACUGGAAGCCAUGCCUAAUGAGAUGCAGCUGAUCGACAAGUCCAUGGAACUCCUGGAUCAGAGGAAGUUUUGGGCAGGCAUUGUUUUCUCUGAAAUGGCUCCUAACAGCGUGACUUUGCCACCUCAUGUCAAGUACACGAUACGGAUGGAUAUAGACAAUGUGGAAAGGACAAACAAAAUUAAGGACGGAUACUGGGACCCAGGCCCUCGAGCUGAUCCCUUCGAUGAUAUGCGCUACAUCUGGGGAGGCUUUGCUUACCUACAGGAUGUGAUAGAACAAGCCAUCAUCCGGGUUCAGACGGGUUCUGACAAGAAAACUGGUGUCUAUGUGCAGCAGAUGCCCUACCCCUGCUAUGUGGAUGACACAUUCCUGCGUGUCACAAGCCGAUCAAUGCCUCUCUUCAUGACUCUGGCUUGGAUCUACACUGUGGCAGUGAAUGUCAAGGGGAUUGUGUAUGAGAAGGAAGCCCGCCUGAAAGAGACCAUGAGGAUCAUGGGCCUUAACAAUGGCAUCCUCUGGCUUAGCUGGUUCAUUAGCAGUUUCAUCCCACUUUUGAUGAGUGCAGGCCUACUUACUCUCAUCCUCAAGCUUGGAGACCUGCUGCCCUACAGUGACCCCAUAUUGGUGUUCUUCUUCCUCUCUAUCUUUGGCUUGGUGACCAUCAUACAAUGCUUCUUCAUCAGUACCUUAUUCUCUAGAGCCAACCUGGCAGCAGCUUGUGCAGGGAUCAUCUACUUUACUUUCUACUUACCUUAUGUGUUGUGUGUUGCCUGGCAGGACUACUUCACCUUUUCUUUCAAAGUAUUUGCGAGCCUGCUUUCUCCUGUGGCUUUUGGAUAUGGCUGCGACCACCUUGGUCAGCUUGAAGAGCAAGGGAUUGGGCUGCAGUGGGACAACAUCUUAGAAACCCCCUUAGGAAAUCACAAUUACAACCUAACCACUUCUGUGUGUUUGAUGCUCUUUGAUGGUUUGCUGUAUGGGAUAAUAACUUGGUACAUUGAGGCGGUCUUCCCAGGCCAAUUCGGCAUUCCGAAACCCUGGUACUUCCCCUUUAUGAAGUCCUAUUGGUGUGGUGAAGAGUCUGGGGACCGACAGCUUCCUUCUGUUCCUGCAGAAUCCUCUAAAAUCUGUAUGGAGGAGGACCCAAGCCAUCUUCGCCUCGGGGUGUCCAUUCAGAACCUGGUUAAGGUGUACCGUAACUGCAAGAAACUAGCUAUAGAUGGCCUGACACUGAAUUUCUAUGAAGGGCAGAUUACCUCCUUCCUGGGACACAAUGGAGCUGGAAAGACAACCACAAUGUCCAUCUUGACUGGAUUAUUUCCCCCAACAUCAGGCACAGCCUUCAUCCUGGGCAAAGACAUCUGUUCUGAACUCAGCACCAUCCGGCAGAAUCUGGGUGUCUGUCCCCAGCACAAUGUUCUGUUUGAUGAGUUGACAGUGGAGGAGCACAUUUGGUUUUAUGCACGCCUGAAGGGGUUGUCAGAGACCUUGGUGAAAAACGAAAUGAAGCAGAUGGCUGCAGACGUUGGCUUGCUUGACAAACUCAAAUCUAAGACAAGUCGACUCUCUGGUGGCAUGCAGAGAAAGCUUUCAGUUGCUUUGGCAUUUGUAGGUGGCUCUAAAGUUGUCAUUCUGGAUGAACCAACAGCUGGUGUUGAUCCAUAUUCUCGCAGAGGGAUCUGGGAGCUUCUUUUGAAAUAUCGUGAAGGGCGCACCAUCAUUCUUUCCACACAUCACAUGGAUGAGGCGGACAUCCUUGGAGAUCGGAUUGCCAUCAUAUCUCAUGGCAAAUUGUGUUGUGUUGGCUCUUCGCUGUUCCUGAAGAACCAGCUGGGGACAGGCUAUUAUCUGACCUUAGUCAAGAAGGAUGUGGAUUCCUUACUGAGUUCCUGCAGAAACAGCAGCAGCACAGUGUCUUACCUGAAAAAGGAUGACAGUGUGUCUCAGAGUAGCUCCGAUGCUGGGCUUGGCAGUGACCAUGAAAGUGACACCCUGACAAUAGCUUGCAGAAAUAAAUGGACAAUUUGGUCAAGGUACCAUGGGUUGAAUCCAGGCUGCAUGUCCAACAAUGAUGUGUCUGCAAUUUCUAAUCUCAUUAUGAAGCAUGUCCCUGAAGCCAAGCUGGUGGAAGACAUUGGUCACGAGCUGACGUACAAUUUGCCAUAUGAAGCAGCUAGAGAGGGAGCUUUUGUUGAGCUGUUUCAUGAGAUUGAUGACCGCCUCUCUGACCUGGGGAUUUCCAGCUAUGGCAUUUCUGAGACAACUCUGGAGGAGAUAUUUCUCAAAGUGGCAGAGAAUACUGGUGUGGAUGCAGAGACCUCAGAUGGCACACUGCCUGCCAGAAGAAACCGUGUCUUUGGAGACAGGCAAAGCUGCCUUCGUCGAAUCACAGAAGAUGAUCCUCUUGACCCCAAUGAUUCUGACAUAGAUCCAGAAUCACGAGAGACUGACCUGCUAAGUGGGAUGGAUGGCAAGGGAUCCAGCCAGGUGACUGGCUGGAAGCUGACCCAGCAACAGUUUGUGGCUUUGCUUUGGAAGAGACUUCUUAUUGCCAGACGCAGCAGGAAGGGUUUUUUUGCUCAGAUUAUUCUCCCAGCUGUCUUUGUUUGCAUUGCUCUCUUGUUCAGCUUGAUUGUGCCUCCCUUUGGUAAAUAUCCCAGCCUGGAAUUACAACCAUGGAUGUAUGAACAGCAAUUCACAUUUAUCAGCAAUGAUGCUCCAGAAGACUCCAGUACUGAGAAGCUGUUAAAUGCUCUUCUCAAUGAACCUGGUUUUGGGACCCGCUGCAUGAAAGAUUAUUCUAUCCCAGAUACUCCUUGUUCUGCGGGGGAAAAGGACUGGAGCACUGCUGCUGUGCCUGAGACAGUCAUGGAAAUCUUGCGGAAUGGCAACUGGACUAUGGAGAACCCCUCCCCAUGUUGCAAAUGUAGCAACAACAAAAUGAAGAAGAUGCUUCCUUUGUGUCCUCCAGGGGCUGGUGGUUUGCCUCCUCCCCAGAAAAUGCAAAACACCACAGACAUCCUGCAGAACUUGACGGGCCGCAACAUUUCUGAUUACCUGGUGAAAACCUACACAGAGAUCAUUACAAAAAGUUUGAAGAAUAAGAUGUGGGUGAAUGAAAUGAGAUACGGUGGCUUUUCAUUGGGAGCCAGUGGUUCCCUCGUGGUUCCUCAACAUGAAGAAGUUAAUGAUGCUAUCCAACAAGUGAAGAAAUUAUUGGAAAUAGCGAAUGGGAGCUCUGGAGAUCGUUUUCUUAACAAUCUGGAGAGCUUCAUGAAGGGCAUGGACACAAAAAAUAACGUUAAGGUGUGGUUCAAUAACAAAGGCUGGCAUGCAGUCAGCUCCUUUCUCAAUGUGAUCAACAACGCUAUUCUCCGAGCCAACCUGCAAGAUGGAGAGAAUCCCAGUGCCUAUGGCAUCACGGCAUACAACCACCCCCUGAACCUCACCAAGCAGCAGCUCUCUGAAGUUGCCUUGAUGACCACAUCAGUGGAUGUGUUGGUCUCCAUCUGUGUCAUCUUUGCCAUGUCCUUUGUUCCAGCCAGCUUUGUAGUUUUCUUGAUCCAGGAGCGAGUCAGCAAAGCCAAGCACUUACAGUUCAUCAGUGGCGUGAAACCUGUUAUCUACUGGUUGGCUAACUUUGUGUGGGAUAUGUGCAACUACGUUGUUCCAGCUACCUUGGUUAUUCUCAUCUUCGUCUGCUUCCAGCAGAAAUCUUACGUGUCUUCAUCCAACCUGCCAGUGUUGGCUCUUCUCCUCUUGCUCUAUGGGUGGUCCAUAACACCUCUCAUGUACCCAGCAUCCUUUGUGUUCAAGAUCCCCAGUACAGCAUAUGUGGUGCUAACCAGCAUGAACCUCUUCAUUGGUAUCAAUGGGAGCGUGGCCACUUUUGUCCUUGAACUUUUCACGAACAAUAAACUGACCAGCAUCAAUGACAUCCUGAAGUCGGUGUUCCUUAUCUUCCCCCAUUUCUGCCUGGGACGUGGCCUGAUUGACAUGGUGAAAAAUCAGGCUAUGGCAGAUGCCCUGGAGAGGUUUGGUGAGAACCACUUUGUCUCUCCUCUUUCCUGGCAUCUGGUGGGGCGGAACCUUUUUGCCAUGGCCAUCGAAGGUGCUAUCUUUUUCCUCAUCACAGUGCUUAUCCAGUACAGGUUCUUUCUGAAACCCAGGCCUGCAAAUGAGAAGCUUCCACCUGUGACUGAAGAGGAUGAGGAUGUGAACAGAGAAAGACAGAGAAUCGUGGGUGGUGGUGGGCAGAGUGAUAUCUUAGAAAUUAAAGAACUAACCAAGAUGUACAGAAUGAAACAAAAGCCUGCUGUGGAUAGGAUCUGUGUUGGAAUUCCACCUGGGGAGUGCUUUGGUCUCUUGGGGGUGAAUGGGGCUGGCAAAUCCUCCACUUUCAAGAUGUUGACGGGAGACACUGACGUCACUGGAGGCGAUGCUUUUCUUAAGGGAAACAGUAUUUUGUCUAACAUCCAAGCAGUCCAUCAGAAUAUGGGAUACUGUCCUCAGUUUGAUGCCAUUAGCGAGCUGCUGACAGGCAGAGAGCACCUGGAAUUCUUUGCACUCUUAAGAGGGGUUCCUGAGAAAGAAGUCCAUAAGGUUGGUGAAUGGGCUAUUCGUAAACUAGGCCUCAUGAAGUAUGCAGAAAAAUAUGCUGGCACCUACAGUGGUGGGAACAAGCGUAAGCUUUCUACUGCAAUGGCCUUAAUUGGGGGGCCUCCUGUGAUAUUCCUGGAUGAGCCAACUACAGGAAUGGAUCCCAAGGCCCGCCGUUUCCUUUGGAAUUGUGCCUUGAGCAUCAUAAAGGAGGGAAGAUCUGUGGUUCUUACAUCACACAGCAUGGAAGAAUGCGAGGCGCUAUGCACUCGAAUGGCAAUAAUGGUCAAUGGGCGAUUCAGGUGCCUUGGAAGUGUCCAGCACCUAAAGAACAGGUUUGGAGAUGGCUAUACAAUAGUUGUGAGAAUAGGAGGGGCAGCACCUGACCUGAAACCUGUUCAAGACUUCUUCGAGAUGGCCUUUCCAGGCAGUAUGCUGAAGGAGAAGCAUCGAAACAUGCUGCAGUACCAACUCCCGUCCUCUAUGUCUUCUCUGGCUCGGAUAUUUAGCAUCCUCUCCCAGAACAAAAAGAGACUUCACAUAGAAGACUACUCUGUUUCCCAGACCACUCUUGACCAAGUAUUUGUAAACUUUGCCAAGGACCAAAGUGAUGAUGAUCACACAAAGGACUUGUCAUUGCACAAAAACCAGACUGUUGUAGACGUUUCAGUUCUGACUUCCUUUUUGCAAAAUGGGAAGGAGAAGGAAAGCUACGUAUGAGCAUCCCUUUUGAGAAGGGUCCAGCAGCAUUUCCGAACAGAAGGGGAGACAUUAAUCCUUUCUUUAGCAUGAGGAGAUCUUCCCAAAAGCAGAGAGACAGAGGAUACAGAGAGGAAGACAAUAAACCAGGCAUUCUACUGGUAACCAUUCAAUGCAAUGCAACUCAAUGCAAAGAAAACCAUAUUCCUUUAGAGAGGCAGUGCCUCUUGGAGAUGUUGCCUUGUACUGUUCUCUAGUGAAAGACUUGAAUUUAGUUGUUCUUACUUUAUAACUCUGUGAAAUUCUAGUAUGGUGCCACUUGCUGCUGUGUGGUGUUUUGCCAUACUCCCACCUUGUUCUACUUUGUAUGUUUUUGGUUAGGGCUGCACAACAGCAAUUCAGAGGAUUCUUGGCCAGUGAUUAUUUAUUUGCCAUGUUAAGGCGUGCAUGGCCUUCCCACAUGGUGAGUGGAACUGCUUGGGUGCUACAUCCAUUGCUGGCGAUGAAUGCAGUAGAGUGACCAGGGCAAGCAGUACCGAGCCCAAGGCAUCGCGGUGGCCUUACUUAAGUAUUAGUUGUUGGCUUGGUUUAUCUGCACAAGUUCAAGGUGACUUAUAGAAAGGCCAUUGGUGGUCUAAUCUGUGGGCCAUGAAGCACACCAUCUCAGCACAUGCAUACACUUAAUUCAGUGUUCCUUGAUAGGGUGCAGCAGAACUAUCAACCGUGCAAACUUCUGAGAGGAUUUCUAUCCCACUGGUAUGGUGACCAAUCACUUAUUCUUCCACUGUGCUUUUGUGGGCUGUUGCUUUUUUCAGCGUUUAUUAAGACACUUGUUUGAUAUGUUUAUUUUCUUUGCAACAGUAUUAUUUAUAGAAGUGACUCAGCAAUGUCUGUGGCACCCUGGACCAUCUCUGCGUCCCUACUUAUAAAUCAUUUGUAAUAUUAUGUCUGUAUUUGCCACUUUAUUACGUUCAAAGUCUAGAUGCAAACAUUACAAGAUGUUUAUAGCAUAGUAAUCACCACCACCCCAUUUUCAGUUCACAUGUGUGUCUUCCUACAUAAAAUGCCAGAUCAUAGGAUGGCCCACUUCUCAAUCUGCACAUCCGUCAUCACCCUUUAAGCCUCUAGUUAAAGCAGAAAGAAAAAGCAGUGGUGACUCCUCCCAUUCAUGUUAGUGUCCUGUCAUCUAGCCUUCCCAUCAGGUGCUGCGUAGCAUCUUCUGUUGAUCUCCCACUUCUGCUGGACAUUGAAGAAAAACAGCCCCAGAGCAGGGGGAAAUUUGGCAGUCCUAGACAACAGAAAUAAUAGACAGCAUUAAUUAAGAAAAAAGUCUCUGUUUUAAAAGACUGGCAAAAGAGCUGUUCAUUUAGGAAGUCAUGUCAAGCUUUUACAAAUCAUUUCCACCAAAAGCUACUGGGCAGGCAGAGGCAGGAAGGUGGCUGGGAGUGCCUCUUUUAAAUGCUGAUUACCUAUAAGCAAAGCAAUCAGAAACCUCUUAAUGGGAAAAAUCCAAUCCUGCACAAAGGAAUGUCCACUCACAAAGGCGUUCUCUUCCUUCUUGCUGCCUCAUUCUCUGCUCUCUGGGAUCUCCCAACCCUCCAGAACAACUUUCAGGGUGCAUAGGGAGCUGCAGGAAGGAUAUAGGAAUCACUCCCUAUGCAUUCCACUGAUGGGAGCCUUUCCAUCAGAGGGGUGAGUUAAUUGGAUUCCACUCCAUGACUGCAACUUUGGGGACAACAUCCAUGCCCCCAAAUCAGGGUAUGAAAAAGACAGUGGCAACUUAGUCCUUCUGAAGUGGGACAUGAAUGUUGAUUCUACAUGCACUUUUUUCCUUUUCUGUUCCCAUUCCCACCCAUAAAAUGCCUGUAGGUUUUUAUCACCAGAGCUAAGCUGGUUUUCCCCCUUCUCCAUAACUGACAAUUCUGGGCAGUUAGCAUUCAAUCAUUCUUUGGCAAUGGUGUUGCACAGAGCACAUAACUGAGUUUACAAAAUUGUCAACAUGUCCCAUUAAAAGAUUUUUUUUUAAAAAAAUCAAGAUAUUCUUCCUUCCUUAAACAAUCAGGAGUGCUCUUUUACUGCAUUGUUUACAGUGCUCUUGCAAUUCUGCCCAAGAGAGAUAUAAUCCAUAUCAAGUUAGACUGCAAUCUUCUUAUGCAUUGACUGAAGAAAAACCCUUUUUGAGUGUAAAGAGCUCUGCACGUUUUCCUUGGAAUUACUUCUGGGCAAAUAAGAGGAUUGCACUGCAAGACCCAUUAUUUUCAAUGGGGAGUUUUACGCACGUGCUUCCUAUGAGAAACAACAUUCAUAGGAGUGUGUCUUGGUAGGACUGGGGAUCCACACUGAACACUAGUGCAACCUACAGUAGUUGCCUCAAAAUCUGUAAAUCAUUUAUACAGGUUUUCCUUUGUAUUAGGGGCGGGGGAAGCGGGGAGCCAAAUUUAUCUUCAGUCCUACAUGUAUAAUGGUAUAAAACCACUGGUCAUGGAAUUGUCUUGAAAACAUUUACCACCUCAGUGUGUAUGUGGUGAAGUUGCUGCAUCCCUCUGCAGUUAUUUGUACUGCUGGAGGGGUUCUUUCCUAGGAAUACUUUUCUUGCAGGAGUAAUACUUUUGGCAAGCCUGCAUCACUGUGCUUUUCCUUUGACCUGUGUUUUGAACUGCCCUCCUUUUGAUAUGGUUGGCCCCUUCAUUCCAAGCACUUUAUGCUAGCUGUAAUGGGAUCUAUUUUUGCACUGGAAUACCCUGUUAACUCUGCAAAAUUCAAGAGCAGUUUCACAUCCACCCACAAACACAAAUUAAGUUAAAAUGUUUCAAUGGAGAUUUUCAUGAAAAACAAAUAUAUAUUUGUAUUGAUAAUAACUAUUUGUGAAAUACUAAUAGGCAUUGUAAAUUGCCUCAUAUCAAGUUAAACAAUAAAAGUAUUUCUGGUCUA
Molecule: messenger RNA, 10018 nt
Organism: Varanus komodoensis (Komodo dragon)
Lineage: Eukaryota; Metazoa; Chordata; Lepidosauria; Squamata; Varanidae
Gene: ABCA1
Product: ATP binding cassette subfamily A member 1
Exons: 51
Coding region: 263-7108 (2281 amino acids)
Biological process (GO): lipid transport; transmembrane transport
Cellular component (GO): intracellular membrane-bounded organelle; membrane
Molecular function (GO): ATP binding; ABC-type transporter activity; ATP hydrolysis activity
Source: RefSeq, a predicted model, not a curated record